CCGCUGUGUGUUGCUCUUCUUCCUGAAAAGACACUUGAGUUGGAGCCGCUGAUGUCCGUAAGGAGAUACUGUAAUAUCUCAUCCCAAGGUUGCUGAACGUAUUGUCAACCUCCACAUGGCAGAGUACCACCCAUUUACAGAAUAAACAAAGUGCCAUCAGCUCCAGAACAUUGUGCUCUUAGAUGCCGCUCAAUCUCUGCGUUUGCAAAUGGCUUGCUGUCUGAAGGACGAGCUCCUCUGUUCCAUCUGCCUCAGCAUCUACCAGGACCCUGUCAGCUUUGGCUGCGAGCACUAUUUCUGUAGAAAGUGCAUCACUGAGCAUUGGAGCAGGCAGGAGGCUCACGGAACGCGGGAUUGCCCUGAGUGCCGGAGGACCUUCGCCGAUCCACUCCUUUCCCCAAGUCUCAAGUUGUCCAACAUUGUAGAGCGCUACUCGGCCUUCCCUCUUGACGCCAUCCUGAAUGCUCAGCGGAGCUCCUACCCCUGCAAGGACCACGAGAAGGUGAAGCUCUUCUGCCUCACUGACAAAAGCCUGGUUUGCUUCUUCUGUGACGAGCCGGCGCUGCACGAGCAACACCAAGUGACAACUAUUGACGAGGCGUACGAGGAGAUUCAGAGGGAGAUGAAGGAGCAGCUGGCCACCCUGCAGGACAGUGAGAGGGGACACACCGAGGCCCUGCAGCUCCUGCAGAGACAACUUACUGAGACCAAGUCCUCAGCCAAGAGCCUGCGAGCAACCAUCGGCGAUGCAUUCGAGCGGCUUCAUCGCUUCCUGCGAGAACGUCAGAAGAGCAUGUUGGAGGAGUUGGAGAUGGAUACAGCCCGCAAGCUAGCUGACAUCGAACACAAGAUCCAGCGUUACAGUCAGCAGCUGCGUGACGUUAAGGAGGGCAUCCAGAUCCUGCAGGAGCGCCUAAAUGAAACAGGCCGCCAUGACUUCCUGGAGGGCGUAGCCGUCACAUCUGAGAGGAUUAAAGGGAAGAUACAUGAGACCAAUCUGACGUAUGAGGACUUCCCAACAUCCAAGUACAUGGGGCCCUUACAGUACACAAUAUGGAAAUCACUUUUCCAGGACAUUUCACCAGUGCCAGCAGCAUUGACCCUUGACCCUAUCACAGCCCACCAAAGACUGAUCCUCUCAGACGACUGCACCAUUGUGGCCUAUGGGAAUCUCCAUCCUCAACCUCUGCAGGACUCCCCUCGGCGCUUUGACGUGGAGGUGUCUGUUCUGGGUGCAGAGGGCUUCACAUCAGGAGUUCAUUACUGGGAAGUGAUGGUGUCGGAGAAAACGCAGUGGAUGAUCGGGGUGGCCAGCGAGACGGUGAGUCGCAAAGGCAGCAUCCAGAUCCAGCCGAGCCGCGGCUUUUACUGCAUUGUAAUGCACGACGGGAACCAGUACAGCGCCUGCACUGAGCCCUGGACCCGCCUCAACGUCAAGAGCAAGCUAGAGAAGGUGGGGGUGUUCCUGGACUACGCUAAAGGCCUGCUCAUUUUCUAUAAUGCAGAUGAUAUGUCCUGGCUCUACACCUACCGAGAGAAAUUCCCCCUGAAGGUCUUCCCUUACUUCAGCCCAGGCCAGAGUCAUGCUAAUGGCAAAAAUGUGCAACCUCUGCGUAUCAACACUGUCCGUCUUUAAGAGCAACACACUUUCGUGGUGGCAGUUGUCCCGACAGUUAUGGGUGAAUUCACAGAACAUGUGUUUAAAAAAUGCUUAAUAGGGUGUUUGAAAUGUUUGUUUCUUUCAGUUUGAUGUUAGAAAUCAUGCUUGAUGUUGCUCUCAAAAUUUGUGCUUGUUUAUUAUUUUUCUAAUCCUUAAAAUGAUUGCCUCAUUUGCAUCAUGUUCUACCAAAGUGCUGAUUCAGUUUUGGUGUUUGAGCUAGGUCUAAGUAAAGAGGAGGCAAAGAAGUGGUUUGAUUUUUUUUCUUUUCCACAGCAGCGUUAUUAUGUCUCUUUACAUCUUUAAUCCCAUACAUGUUUCGACCCACCGUCUUGUGUAUUCUGAAUUUUGUAAAGGACGACAGUGCAGGGAGGCAGCUAAUCCUCACAGGUUACAAUAUUUUUCCCAUUUUUCCUGCAAACCGGUGUCUUAAUAUCACCAAUCUAGUUUAUAAACUGUAGCAGCUGGUGUUUGUGAAAGCUGCAAUGCUAACAGCCGUUUCCAAACCCUGACCUGACCGGUAUUAACGAUGCCGCUGUAAACACGGUUUAUGCUGCUUUUAGCAGGAUAUAUAAACCCUAAAUGGUGAAAUGGGAAUGUUAAGACAUGUGACAACACUUAUAAAUAUAGUUGCGAACGUGAUUAAUUCUGUUUUAAAAUGGUGAUUGCAAAUGCCGUACUACUUUGACGGCAGCAUUUGUUUACGCAAUUUAUAACAUAAUAUUGAUCAGUGACAAAUCAGAUGAACACACAGCUCUUGUGUUUGCUGCUUUGAUUUCACAUCCGUGUUGAAACUUUUUUUUUUUUGUUAAUUCUCUCUCAAAUUAAAUAGACCAAACAUUACCCUGACUCUGGAUUUAAACACAUUUUAGUUGCUCUAGUUGUUGCUACUGGUGCACCAGAUUUUCAGAGCUGGAGCCAGUGCUUUCUGAGAUUGGUUUGAAGUUGGGUAUUUAACUCUGCACCAGCACUGGAGCCACUUUGGUGGAAAAGCAUCCAAUAAGAACGGGAAACCUCCCUUUUACAGUGACUAAGGCCCACCUUGCACUAUGUCAUGGGGCUUCCUAUCAAGCUCUUUGCUUGUUAGACUUGACAUUCCUUGUUUUUUUUCACUAAACAGAGAGAAUAGUGAAAACCGAUCACUUAUCUUCUCAGUGCUGUUAAGUUGGUUUAGCUUUUUUUGUGAAAUGUGAUGUGACACCACUCGUAUUGGCUUUUGGUGAGCCAUAAAUCCACUCUGGUAGCAUCAAGUCUGCUGGCUUCCUUUGUUUUUUAUAAUUAUUAUUAAAAACUAAAAGCAAUUUGGCUUUGAUUAGCCCAAAGUAAAUAAAGCAACAAUCUUAUUGAUCAUGAACUCCAUGAUCUUAGCUUCUCUUGCUAAUCACUUCCACGUGUUUCUGUAGAGUCUUUAUCAAUGUAAGGAAAGUUCCUGUUACUCGUACCGGCCGUUAUUGAAAACUUUCAGUGAAAGAAGGAGAAGCACAUACUGCAUGCUGUCCCUCUUUAUCCGGUGCUCAGUGGUAAGUCUUUAGAGGAGGUAGUUUGUGCAGAAAUAUGCUGCUAAUGUUGGAGGAAUAAGUUUGAUGUUUGUAUUUAAAAUAUCAAAGUUAAAACUGACUAAGUGUCUCAUCAUGCUGGCUCAUGUUUAAGUUUCUGCCCUUUCCCCCAAACCUAUCAUUAUGGUAAAAAUCUCUUACACUACAUCUGCGGUGUUUUGUCUUCUUCUUUUUCUUCCUUUUGUUAAUUUUCAUUUUAUGUUUUUUAUUUUUUAUUUUUAUUUUUUUGGUCACUUUGGUGUUAAAGUGAAAUACUGUACUACUUCCAGACAUGACUAUUUUAUUUAUUAUUUCGUCUUAAUAUCAUAUAAAUAUUGAAUCGUACUGUCAGAUCAGAUGAGACCUAACUUCUCAGAUGUGAAACACUGCAAACUUUAAGAUCUUUUGUUGCUCAAAAAGCUGCAAAUGCUGCAAAGACCAACUGUUUUCGUUUUAAGUCUCAUCAUUAAUCAAAUGAAAUUGAGCUGAAUGUUUCGGGGAAUGGCAAUUGUCAACUAUAACAGUGAUGGAUGGGUGAAGUUUGCACAACGAUGCAGUUGCCCACAUUGCUAACUCUGCUGCUGUGUUGCAUAAUGAUAACAAUCACUGAUAAUUCCUCUGAGGCUCAAUUCGUGUUUAUGUCUCUGCCCCCACGUGCCUCAAGUGCUCUUGUUUAUCAUUAGUUAAACACAAGUCCAGUAAAAUCUGCUGUUAGAGCCUGUAGUUCCUCAGCCAGUUCCAGCAUACCAAGAGUGUGUGUUUGUGUGUGUGUGUGUGUUUGUGUCUUUGGUUGGGUGUGCCUGUGCAGCCUGGCUCAGCUGCAAUUUUAAAUCCAGCUUUGGCUGUUGUUGUAAAAGCCCAUCUUGUUCUCCAAACAUACCCAUGCAGUGGCCAAAAAUGUUAAUUGCACAAUACUUUUAGAUCAAGUAAAGUUCAACUGAUUUUUUUUUUCCCCCUCCUCUCUGAGAAAUCCACAUAUGAACAAAACAAAAAUGACAACCUUUCUGUGCCACUGUAGAUCUUUGAAUUUGUAUGUGUGUUGUCUGUGUUGUCAUAUAUAAAUGGGGGCAGUGCCCUUACUUUCAUAGGAAGUAAUACUGGUAUGUGCAGUAUGAUGCAAACUAGGAUCAAAUUGUGUUCACCUGCACAAUAUUCUUGGUGUCUGUUUUAACUUGCAGUUAAUGUCACUGACCAACACCUGAUUAAGUUAAUUUUCUAAAUAUCUGUACCCAGACGAGCCUGCUUGUGGAUUUAUUGAAGAUUUUCAGGAUUAUUUGUGUAAGAUAUUUCAGUUAUUUUCUCUGAAAAAUCUACAAUGUAAAUCUCAAGCAGCUGCAGCUUCAUGCAGGUUUGAACAGUUUGACCCCAGUCUGCCGUGUCACAGACCUCGGUGGACCGCUUCAUCAAGACUUUGUGAACAUUAAGAGGAAGAUUAAUGUAAGGUGGUGUAGGUUUACUGGUGAUGGUGGUAAAAGCUAAUGGUAUAAAUGAUUAUAAUGAUCAUAACUAUGACACUUUUAAUAACUAUAAUGAUGAUUGUGAUGAUGGCCACUGCACACCCAUCAUUGUGUGAACACACUCUGGUGUGCUUUUCUGCUGGAAGUUUGUGAGAAAUGUUUUAAUGUACAAUAAAUGACUAUA
This is a messenger RNA of Melanotaenia boesemani (Boeseman's rainbowfish), 4833 nucleotides long. It is a transcript of the gene trim62.1, whose product is annotated as tripartite motif containing 62, tandem duplicate 1. Gene Ontology annotation, biological process: positive regulation of canonical NF-kappaB signal transduction; innate immune response. The transcript has 6 exons. The record is from RefSeq and is a predicted model, not a curated record. Bases 209 to 1636 code for a protein of 475 amino acids. Gene Ontology annotation, molecular function: zinc ion binding; protein binding. Lineage: Eukaryota; Metazoa; Chordata; Actinopteri; Atheriniformes; Melanotaeniidae.